This is a messenger RNA of Hemicordylus capensis (graceful crag lizard), 5464 nucleotides long. RefSeq names its product RNA pseudouridine synthase domain containing 1 (gene RPUSD1). Gene Ontology annotation, molecular function: RNA binding; pseudouridine synthase activity. The transcript is spliced from 6 exons. The record is from RefSeq and is a predicted model, not a curated record. Gene Ontology annotation, biological process: pseudouridine synthesis. The coding region runs from base 171 to 1082 and encodes 303 amino acids. NCBI's taxonomy places the organism in Eukaryota, Metazoa, Chordata, Lepidosauria, Squamata, Cordylidae.
CUGCGCGCCGCGGAAGGCGCCGAUUGGCCAGCUGCCGGCUCGCGCUCGAAGGCCGCGCCGCCGCCGCGCGCCUCCGCCUCCCAUGGCGCCCCCGCUGGCCUCGGCCCGCGCACCCUGCAACUGCAACAGGAGGCCGGUGGCUCCCUGGCCGUCGUCUCGGGUCCGUAGCAAUGGAGCCGGUCAGCAUCGACAAUCUGUCCAUUCUCUACCAAAGUGCGGACUUCAUCGUCGUCAACAAGCACUGGGACGUCCGCAUUGACAGCAAGAUGUGGUAUGAAAAGCUCACCUUGCAGAGUCAGCUAAAGUACCGGUUUCCUGAACUUGCUGACCCAGACACCUAUUAUGGCUUCCGGUUCUGCCACCAACUGGACUUCUCCACCAGCGGGGCUCUGUGUGUGGCGCUCAACAAAACAGCUGCGGGCAACGCGUACAAGUCUUUCAAAGAGCGGCUGGUGACCAAGGCCUACCUCGCGCUGGUGAGGGGCCACGUCCAGACGGAGAGGAUGACCAUCCGCUAUGCCAUCGGGAAGAACACAACCGAGGGCCUGACCCACAUGAUGUGCAUCGAAGGGACGAAGGGUUGCGAAAACCCCAAACCCUGCCAGUCGGAGCUCAUGGUCCUUGAGCACGGCCUGUACAGUGGCGACCCUGUGACCAAAGUGCUCCUGCAACCUCUUACAGGACGGACCCACCAGCUCCGUGUGCACUGCAGCGCCAUCGGGCACCCAGUCGUGGGCGACUUCACCUACAGCUUCAAGAAGGACAGCGUCCCUUACCGGAUGAUGCUCCAUGCCUACUACCUGCGCAUCCCAACCUGCACGGAGCUGAUCGAGGUGAGUGCGCCAGACCCUUUCGUCCCCACCUCGGACAGCAACUGGGCACCUCAGCACGCCACACACCCGCUGGACGAGCUGAUCCAGGAGCUGAAGGAGAAGAGCAUCCAGGCCCUGGAGGAAGAAGAAAGUCAGGAACAGUUGCUUGGUGACCCAAACCCCGAGAUCCCCCCCGAAGCCAAGAGCCUGGAGACCAAGGAGCAGCGGGCCAAGUGUGAGCAGUGGCUGGCCGAGUGGGCCCUGGAAUGAGACGCCUUGGUCCCUCCCCCGCGAGCUUAACACGGAAGCCGCCGCCUUUCCCCACCGUAGCGCCGAGAAACCCUUAUCCGAGUGGCCCCCCACAUCCAGUGCCGUCUUGCUUUCACUCCCAGAAUUCCUCAGAAUUGACCUGGAUUGGAAUUUGACAGGGACUGCCUGCCUGACUAGCUUUCCCCACCCACACCUCUCAUGCUGGAGUCGUCAGUGGUUGUGCAAGCCUGCGCAUUGCGGAGAGCCAGGUGGGGUUUGUGUUCUGGAUUGGCAAAACUGGAGCAUUGUUUGACGGGGAAACUGAGCCCAGCGGAGGCUCCCCUGAGCAGACUGAGAGGAGGAUCUCUGAAGGAAAGGGUCAGAAAAAUAGGAUUGUGAGACUGGCCGGGGUCUGCAACUGACGUUCCCCUUGGCUAUGGAAGACCCAUUCUCUGUAACACCUAGAAUAUUAGGGCACUGUUUUUCCCCAACUUGGAGGAUGUGACAUUUCCUUCCAAGCUGGACUGAUGGUGCCCAGGUCUUAUCAUACAGCUGGUGCUGAACAGGAGGAUGAGCGAAUGAACACGUGAAACUAAAAAGCAAGGAGGAUCUCUCCUCUGUUUUCCUGAUUGACCUUUUCCGUCCCUAGCCCUUUGAGAGUAUUUUAUUGCCAAUUUUAAACCGACAGGCUCCAAUUUUAGAUUUUAUAGGGAUGUCGGAGAGAGAAUCCCAACUUUUAUCGGUCCUGAAACAGUAUCCGCCACAGACGUUCUUAAUAGGAAAAUAUUUUUCUAAGGCAUUUUAGUAUUUCCUCCAUGACAAAUUUUAAGAAAAUCGCCCCUCAACACAUUUUUCGUACGUGCACGAUUCUAGGAUGAAGCCAUUAACUGAAGUUGUCACAAGCCAACCAAGAUUUCAGGAUAUUCCUCCUCCAUCCUGCACAUUAGCUCAUGGAGCUAGCUUCACAGUUGUUUGGAUUUUGUUUGUGGACCUGAAACCCAUGCAGUCACAGUGCAUUUAAUUUCAUUUGCUGGCACAGAAAGCGCAGUACUCUUUCCCUGCAUCGUGCAUUUAUUUUUAACAGAGGAAGCAUUCGAUCCUCAUGGUUGGAAGUUUGAAAAUGUGCCAUGCUAGAUUUCCAGAGAUCACGAGUGGGCCUUCUCUGCUGCUUGCAAAUUUGGCCUCCUUGCUUCUGCAUCUGUCUUCCUCACCUCCAUUCCACGGGAAAACUCCUGAAUCUUUUGCCAACAAUGAAAAGCGUUGGACCCAAGCAUAGAGUACAUCAUGAAUGUUUAUGUGGAUCUUUCUUGUGAGUAGAAUUUCUGGGAACCACGGAGCGUUCAGGUUGUAUCGUGCAGACUUCUAGCAUGAUAGUGCCCAGCACCUUCUGUUCAGCAGAGGGAGGAGCUCUCUGUAAACGCUCCCUAUUCGGACACUAAGCCCUACACUCGCAUUGGUGUGGGAGUAAAGCCCACUAAAAUAAAAUGUUUAAUUUCAAAUAACUGUGUAAAAGACUGCCGUAGCAGGAGGUGGAGAGCAAAGGGGAGAUUUAAACAGCGGAAACAAUGAGAUCAGAUGCCCGGCUGGAAGCGGCAGUUCCAUAUUGUAGGCAGAAACAUUCCAUGCUUGGUGGGGCUUUUAAUGGUCCUUUUGACGUCUGUGGGGCUGCGGUCGGAUGACGGCCGGCCUAAUUUAUUCCAAAAACUUCUCCUGAAUUAAAAAGGUGCCCCCGAUGGAUGGCACAGCUGACUUUAUGCAAUUGCAGUUUUAACACGAGCGCUUUCAAAAUUGCAGAUUAACACCCCUCCACCCCCUGUUUAGAAAAGGCACUCUCUGUUUUCUCUCGCGUAGGACGGAAGGUUUUUUUCCUGGGAUGGUGCCGACUGGGACACUCUUGUGCAUCCUCCAAAAACAGAGCAACCGCCCACCCCCAUUUUCUCGGUAGCAGUGGCUGACCUCUAGAGCUGCGCACCGUUGGUGGGAGGACAUCUACAGCAGUGCAAAACCAAUUGUGCUAGCUAGUUGUGCUAAACCUGGAGCCUGCACUUUGUAGAAGGUUAGCCGCGGCUGUUCCCAGUGUGUGGGGUGGCACAGCUGCCUCUGCUUCCCGUCAGCAGCUUGGUGGCUCCUCUCUCUCCCCAACCUGACUAAUUUAUUUAUUUAUUUGAUUUCUAAUACCGCCCUCAAAAUAAUGGCUCAGGGCGGUUGACAUAAAAUAAUGACUGAUGACCAGCCUGCAGACUCUCAUAACCAGUGCUGCUCUCAUUAACACUGGGGUGGGGUGGGAAGAGAGAGAGGAGCAAACGGAGCAGCAGAAAUGGCUUCUUGUGAGGCUUCAGAUCUGGUGGAUCUGUUCCACUUGGCUUAAUCUGAAGCAGGGGUUUCCAGCCUAGAGUCCUCAGACAUUGUUUGGGCUGCAGCUCCUAUCACCCCUAAGCCGCAGUCCCAUUGUGGCUGAGGAUGAUGGGAGUUGUAGUCCAACAGCAUCUGGGGACCCAAGGUUGGAAACCCUGAGCUGAACAGCUGUUUAUUUUGUCCAGAAUCCAGAAAAACCACUUCUGUUCUCAUUGGCUUCAGUGAAGAAGAAUCUGAUGAAAGUGGUCUUGGGCUGUUGAAUAUCCUAGCCGGUUUUCUUAUUCAGUAAACCUCCUGCUCUUUAUUUUGUUCGCUUGUUGCCAGUUUAAGUUCUGAAGUGGCACUGCUGAAGCUAUUAGCACUUUGGGAAAAACUUGUAAGUGGAUCCUGAAAAGUGCUAAGGGAGUUUAAUCGCACCCACAGAGCAGUUUGGGGUUGUUGGUUUUUUUUUAGGGAACCCGUUUUUUAAUUUUUCAGAUAUGCAGAAAUGUCCCCAAUGAGCUGUUUGCACUAAAUAUUUAUGCUAUGUCCUAUUCCUUUGUGUCCCACCUAGAAUCCUUGAAACCCAAGCACAGUAUGUUUUGGGUGCAAUGUUGAACCACUCUGUCAAAGAUGGGUCCAUGUGUAGACCAAUGUAUGUACUGGCGACCCCAGAAAAUGUGAAGCAAUCUUCCAAAGUUAUUCUCAGGAUAAUGGCCCUAGGAAUUGCCAGAUUACGAGGGAAAUGGCUCGCAUCUUUCAUCUGUAACACAACCCAUGCCUUUGCUUUGUAAUUAAAUUUAACCACGUUGGAAAGCUGCAUGGUUAGGCAGCACUUAUCACUCUGGGAGGAACAUGGUUUUCUUUUCGCUGAAGGGCAAAUCCUGCCAUCGGCUGCAGAAAUGACUUUGUGUAUAAUCUGCAGCCUUGUUUUUCACUGUUGCCGCUGUGAUCCAAAUUCUUCCCCCACUCCACCCCACAGCUCCUAUUAGGACUUUAAAAAAAAAAAAAGGGUCGGUCUCCAACAUCUCAUCCAAUGUAAUUUCAGUUCAUGGGAGAACUUUCACAUUUCCUAUAUGCAUUAAGAGCAGAAAUGGCCACUUUCUGUAUCUUUUUUGAAGGUGGGGCUGAUUUACCUAUAAUAUUUCCCAGAAUCCUCUGCAAUGCCCUUAGUUUCCAUGGCAGACAUGGAUUCCUGGAAAGCAGCGAAUUUGUAGCAGUGUUUCCUCUAACAGGGAUUCCCAGAUGUUGUUGAUUACCAUGCCCAUAAUCCCCAACAAAAGCCAUCACAACUGGGGAUUCUGGGAGUUGUAGUCAACAACAUCUGGGAAUCCCUGUUAGAAGGAACAGUGGUUUGUAGCCUGCUGCCUUUGCAAACUGAGCCAUGUACAACUCCACACAGGCAUUUUUGAAUAAUGAAAGAUGCUGACUAGGCAUGCAUAUGUAUACCAGGCCAAAAGGACCUGUGGAAGAUAUUGCUGCAGUUAGAAAACAAGUCAUGCUUGCUGCCACCAGACCAGCUCUCCUCUCGGUUGGAGCUCAGCUGCUUUGAUGGUGGGCAGACAAAUGCCACUUUAUGAGGGUUGCCUGUUUGACUGCACCACUUCUUAAAAAAUAUUGACACAUCCCAUCUUCACACCUCAUGGACCAAACUGCAGAAGCCUCUGAGCUUUCCCUCAGCAUGUUCCAAAGUGUUUGGGCUAUUUUAGCUGUGUUUUUAUCCAAUAUUACAAGGCAAUGGAUAUAUAUUUUCCUUAACCUGACAUUGUAUUAAUCGUGAGUUUGGAAAAAAAAAAUCUUAUGGCAUAAUAGUCACCGUGGCCAGCACCCACUGGACUGUGGCAUGACCUUCGUUUUCAUUGCAUAUGGCCACCCAUGCUUCCAGUUUGCGUCGUCGUGAGUUUGUGGCCAACCUGGAGUUGGUUGCCUUCUUUGUGUAUUUUAAAAAAAUACGUUCUAUAUGUGGAGUUUCAUGUGUUUGUGACACUUGAUAUGGUUCCAGGAUAUUUCCAGUUAUUUAUUGUUUCACAUCUGUGGACCUGAAUGAAAUAAACCAACCUGGAAGCACA